AAGUGCGCGAAGCUGGGGACGCGCUGCGAGCGCACACGUGACGGCGCGGCGCCGAGCUAGCGGGACCCGGCGGCGGCGGUGGCCGUGGCUGCGGUGGCGGGCGCAGCGGAGCGGCCCGGGCGACUUAGAGCCCCGGGAGCGGCGCGCGCGGCCCCGGCCCUGGCCCCGCGCCGUCCCGGCGCGCGCUGCACAUUCUCUCCUGGCGGCGGCGCCACCUGCGGGAGCGUUCGCCCGAACAUGGCGACACGGAGCAGCAGGAGGGAGUCGAGACUCCCUUUCCUAUUCGUCUUGGUCGCGCUGCUGCCCCCCGGGGCUCUCGGCGUGGGCUGGGCGCAGAGAUUGCACAGUGGUCGAGCACUCUUGCCCCAGGACCGCGGCUUCUCCGUGGUGCAGGGCGACCCGCGCGAGCUGCGGCUAGGAACGUACGGGGAUGCCCCGGGGGCGAGCCCGGCGGCCAGGAAGCCACUCAGGACCCGGCGGAGCACUGCUCUGCAGCCCCAGCCUAUCCAGGUGUAUGGACAGGUCAGUCUCAAUGACUCCCACAAUCAGAUGGUGGUGCACUGGGCCGGAGAGAAAAGCAACGUGAUCGUGGCAUUAGCCCGAGACAGCCUGGCACUGGCAAGGCCCAAGAGCAGUGAUGUGUAUGUGUCUUACGACUACGGAAAGUCAUUCAAUAAGAUUUCAGAGAAGCUGAACUUUGGCCCAGGAAACAACAGCGAAGCUGUAAUCUCUCAAUUCUACCACAGCCCUGCUGACAACAAGAGGUACAUCUUUGUAGAUGCUUAUGCCCAAUACCUCUGGAUCACAUUUGACUUCUGCAGCACUAUCCAUGGCUUCUCCAUUCCAUUCCGGGUGGCUGAUCUCCUCCUCCACAGCAAGGCCUCCAACCUCCUCUUGGGCUUUGACAGGUCUCACCCCAACAAGCAGCUAUGGAAGUCAGAUGAUUUUGGCCAGACCUGGAUCAUGAUUCAGGAGCAUGUGAAGUCCUUCUCUUGGGGAAUCGACCCCUAUGACCAGCCAAACACUAUCUACAUAGAGCGGCACGAGCCCUUCGGGUUCUCCACAGUGUUCCGCAGUACAGACUUCUUCCAGUCCCGGGAAAACCAGGAAGUGAUCCUGGAGGAAGUGAGAGACUUUCAGCUUCGGGACAAGUACAUGUUUGCUACAAAGGUGGUGCAUCUUCCGGGCAGCCAGCAGCAGUCAUCUGUCCAGCUCUGGGUCUCCUUUGGCCGGAAGCCUAUGAGAGCAGCCCAGUUUGUCACAAAGCAUCCUAUUAAUGAAUAUUACAUCGCUGAUGCCUCUGAGGACCAGGUGUUCGUGUGUGUGAGUCACAGUAACAACAGUACUAACCUAUACAUCUCAGAGGCGGAGGGGCUGAAAUUCUCCCUAUCCUUGGAGAAUGUGCUGUAUUACAGCCCAGGAGGGGCCGGCAGUGACACCCUGGUGAGGUAUUUUGCAAAUGAGCCGUUUGCUGACUUUCACCGCGUGGAAGGCUUACAAGGAGUCUACAUUGCCACCCUGAUUAAUGGGUCUAUGAAUGAGGAGAACAUGAGGUCGGUCAUCACCUUUGACAAGGGGGGAACCUGGGAAUUUCUUCAGGCCCCAGCCUUCACAGGAUAUGGAGAGAAAAUCAAUUGUGAGCUUUCUCGGGGCUGUUCCCUCCACCUGGCCCAGCGCCUCAGUCAACUGCUCAACCUCCAACUUCGGAGGAUGCCUAUCCUGUCCAAGGAGUCAGCCCCUGGCCUCAUCAUUGCAACCGGCUCCGUGGGAAAGAACUUGGCCAGCAAGACCAACGUGUACAUCUCCAGCAGUGCUGGAGCCAGGUGGAGAGAGGCUCUUCCUGGACCCCAUUACUAUACUUGGGGUGACCACGGAGGCAUCAUCAUGGCUAUUGCCCAGGGCAUGGAGACCAACGAGCUGAAGUACAGCACCAAUGAAGGGGAGACCUGGAAGACAUUUGUCUUCUCUGAGAAGCCUGUGUUUGUGUACGGGCUUCUCACAGAACCCGGCGAGAAGAGUACUGUCUUCACCAUCUUCGGCUCUAAUAAGGAGAGUGUCCACAGCUGGCUCAUCCUGCAGGUCAAUGCCACCGAUGCCUUGGGGGUUCCUUGCACAGAAAACGACUACAAGCUCUGGUCCCCCUCUGAUGAACGAGGAAAUGAGUGUUUGCUAGGACACAAGACAGUUUUCAAAAGGAGGACCCCUCAUGCAACCUGCUUUAAUGGGGAAGACUUUGACCGCCCGGUGGUCGUGUCCAACUGCUCCUGCACCCGGGAGGACUAUGAAUGUGACUUUGGCUUCAAGAUGAGUGAAGAUCUCUCGUUAGAGGUUUGUGUUCCAGACCCCGAGUUUUCUGGGAAGCCCUACAGCCCUCCUGUGCCUUGUCCUGUGGGUUCUUCAUACAGGAGGACAAGAGGCUAUCGGAAGAUUUCAGGGGAUACUUGCAGCGGAGGAGAUGUUGAAGCACGACUGGAAGGGGAGCUGGUCCCUUGUCCCCUGGCGGAAGAGAACGAGUUCAUCCUGUACGCCAUGCGGAAGUCCAUCUACCGCUACGACUUGGCCUCGGGAGCCGUGGAGCAGAUUCCUCUGUCGGGGCUGCGGGCCGCUGUGGCCCUGGACUUCGACUAUGAACGGAACUGCCUGUAUUGGUCUGACCUGGCGCUAGACACCAUCCAGCGUCUCUGCUUGAAUGGAAGCACGGGGCAAGAGGUGAUCAUCAACUCCGGCCUGGAGACUGUGGAGGCGUUGGCCUUCGAACCCCUCAGCCAAUUGCUUUACUGGGUGGAUGCCGGCUUUAAAAAGAUCGAGGUAGCCAAUCCAGAUGGUGACUUCCGACUGACAAUUGUCAAUUCCUCUGUGCUUGAUCGGCCCAGGGCUCUAGUCCUUGUACCCCAAGAAGGGGUGAUGUUCUGGACUGACUGGGGAGACUUGAAGCCUGGGAUCUACCGGAGCAACAUGGAUGGCUCCGCUGCCUAUCGCCUUGUGUCAGAGGACGUAAAGUGGCCCAAUGGCAUCUCCGUGGACGGCCAGUGGAUCUAUUGGACGGAUGCUUACCUGGACUGUAUUGAGCGCAUCACCUUCAGUGGCCAGCAGCGCUCAGUCAUCCUUGACAACCUCCCACACCCUUACGCCAUUGCUGUCUUUAAGAAUGAGAUCUACUGGGAUGACUGGUCACAGCUCAGCAUCUUCAGGGCUUCGAAGUACGGCAGAUCCCAAGUGGAGAGUCUAGCAAGCCAGCUCACGGGCCUGAUGGACAUGAAGAUUUUCUACAAGGGAAAGAAUGCUGGAAGCAAUGCCUGCGUGCCUCAGCCCUGCAGUCUACUGUGCCUUCCUAAAGCCAACAACAGCAAAAGCUGCAGGUGUCCAGAAGGUGUGACCAGCAGUGUCCUUCCCUCUGGGGACCUGAUGUGUGACUGCCCUCAGGGCUAUCAGAGGAAGAACAACACCUGUGUCAAAGAAGAGAACACCUGUCUUCGUAACCAGUAUCGCUGCAGCAACGGCAACUGCAUCAACAGCAUUUGGUGGUGUGAUUUCGACAAUGACUGUGGAGACAUGAGUGACGAGAGAAACUGCCCCACGACGGUCUGUGAUGCUGACACUCAGUUCCGGUGCCAGGAGUCGGGGACUUGCAUUCCGCUGUCCUAUAAGUGUGACCUUGAAGAUGACUGUGGAGAUAACAGUGAUGAGAGUCACUGUGAGAUGCACCAGUGUCGCAGCGAUGAGUUCAACUGCAGCUCUGGGAUGUGCAUCAGGUCCUCCUGGGUGUGUGACGGGGACAACGACUGCAGGGACUGGUCUGAUGAAGCCAACUGUACUGCCAUCUACCACACCUGUGAGGCCUCCAAUUUCCAGUGCCACAAUGGCCACUGCAUCCCCCAGCGAUGGGCGUGUGAUGGUGACGCGGAUUGCCAGGAUGGCUCUGAUGAAGAUCCCGUCAGCUGUGAGAAAAAGUGCAACGGAUUCCACUGCCCAAACGGCACAUGCAUCCCAUCCAGCAAGCAUUGUGACGGGCUGAGGGACUGCCCCGACGGCUCUGAUGAGCAGCACUGUGAGCCCUUCUGCACACGCUUCAUGGACUUUGUGUGUAAGAAUCGGCAGCAGUGUCUGUUCCACUCCAUGGUGUGUGACGGGAUCAUCCAGUGCCGAGACGGCUCUGACGAGGAUGCCGCCUUCGCUGGAUGCUCUCAAGACCCCGAGUUCCACAAGGAGUGCGAUGAGUUCGGCUUCCAGUGUCAGAACGGAGUGUGUAUCAGCUUGAUUUGGAAAUGCGAUGGGAUGGACGACUGUGGAGACUACUCUGACGAAGCCAACUGUGAAAACCCCACGGAAGCCCCAAACUGCUCCCGUUACUUUCAGUUCCACUGUGAGAAUGGCCACUGCAUCCCCAACCGGUGGAAGUGUGACCGAGAGAAUGACUGUGGGGACUGGUCUGAUGAGAAGGAUUGUGGAGAUUCACACGUUUUUCCCUCCCCCACCCCCGGGCCCUCCACAUGUCUGCCCAAUUACUUCCGCUGCAGCAACGGGGCCUGUGUAAUGGGCACCUGGGUGUGCGACGGCUACAGGGACUGUGCCGAUGGCUCAGAUGAGGAAGCCUGCCCCUCUCUAGCAAACUCCACUGCUGCCUCCACUCCCACCCAGCUCGGGCAGUGUGACCGAUUUGAGUUCGAGUGCCACCAACCAAAGAAAUGUAUCCCCAACUGGAAGCGCUGUGACGGUCACCAAGAUUGCCAAGACGGCCAGGAUGAAGCCAACUGCCCCACUCACAGCACCCUGACAUGUAUGAGCAGGGAGUUCAAGUGUGAGGACGGCGAGGCAUGCAUUGUGCUCUCGGAGCGCUGUGACGGCUUCCUGGAUUGCUCGGAUGAGAGCGACGAGAAGGCCUGCAGUGAUGAGUUAACUGUAUACAAAGUCCAGAAUCUCCAGUGGACAGCUGAUUUCUCUGGGGAUGUGACUUUGACCUGGAUGCGGCCAAAGAAGAUGCCUUCUGCUUCCUGUGUGUACAACGUCUACUACAGGGUGGUUGGAGAGAGCAUCUGGAAGACCCUGGAAACCCACAGCAACAAAACAAGCACUGUGCUAAAGGUCCUGAAGCCAGACACCACGUACCAGGUUAAGGUGCAGGUGCACUGUCUCAGCAAGGUGCACAACACCAAUGACUUUGUGACCCUGAGGACUCCAGAGGGGUUGCCAGAUGCUCCUCGGAAUCUCCAGCUGUCCCUGAACAAUGAAGAGGAAGGUGUGAUUGUUGGGCACUGGGCUCCUCCUGUCCACACCCAUGGCCUCAUCCGUGAGUACAUUGUGGAAUACAGCAGGAGUGGAUCCAAGAUGUGGGCCUCCCAGAGAGCUGCCAGCAACUCUACAGAAAUAAAGAACCUACUGCCCAAUGCUCUCUACAGCAUCAGAGUGGCUGCGGUGACUAGUCGAGGAAUAGGAAACUGGAGCGAUUCUAAAUCCAUCACCACCAUCAAAGGAAAAGUGAUCCAAGCACCAAAUAUCCGCAUUGACAGCUACGAUGAGAAUUCCCUGAGCUUUACCCUGAGCAUGGAUGGUGACGUCAAGGUCAGUGGCUAUGUGGUGAACCUUUUCUGGUCAUUUGAUGCCCACAAACAAGAAAAGAAAACCUUGAACUUCCGAGGAGGAAGUUCGCUGUCACACAAAGUUACCAAUCUGACAGCUCAUACGUCCUAUGAGAUUUCUGCCUGGGCCAAGACAGACUUGGGGGAUAGCCCACUGGCCUUUGAGCACAUCUUGACAAGAGGCAUCAGCCCGCCGGCUCCUAGUCUCAAAGCCAAGGCCAUCAAUCAGACUGCAGUGGAGUGCAUCUGGACUGGCCCCAAGAAUGUGGUGUACGGUAUUUUCUACGCGACAUCUUUCCUUGACCUCUAUCGAAACCCUAAGAGCUUAACUACUUCACUCCACAAUAAGACCGUCAUUGUCAGCAAGGAUGAGCAGUACUUGUUCCUGGUUCGGGUGUUGAUCCCUUACCAAGGGCCGUCUUCUGACUAUGUUGUGGUGAAGAUGAUCCCAGACAGCAGGCUUCCACCUCGGCACCUGCAUGCAGUCCAAAUAGGCAAAACCUCAGCAGUCAUCAAGUGGGAAUCGCCCUAUGACUCUCCUGACCAGGACUUGUUCUACGCCAUUGCAGUGAAAGAUCUGAUCAGAAAGACGGACAGGAGCUACAAAGUCAGAUCUCGCAACAGUACUGUGGAAUACAGCCUCAGCAAGCUGGAGCCUGGAGGGAGAUACCAUAUCAUUGUCCAGCUGGGAAACAUGAGCAAGGAUUCCAGCAUAAAAAUCACCACAGUUUCAUUGUCAGCACCUGAUGCCUUAAAAAUCAUAACAGAAAACGACCACGUUCUCCUCUUUUGGAAAAGCCUGGCUUUGAAGGAAAAGCAGUUCAAUGAAACCAGGGGCUACGAGAUCCACAUGUUUGACAGUGCUGUGAAUCUCUCCGCUUACCUUGGGAAUACUACUGACAAUUUCUUUAAAGUGUCCAACCUGAAGAUGGGUCAUAAUUACACUUUCACGGUCCAAGCACGCUGUCUCUUUGGUAGCCAGAUCUGUGGGGAGCCUGCCGUGCUGCUGUAUGACGAACUGAGCUCAGGUGGAGAUCCGGCAGUGGUCCAGGCUGCCAGGUCUACUGAUGUCGCAGCUGUGGUGGUUCCUAUCCUGUUCCUGAUCCUGCUGAGCCUGGGUGUGGGCUUUGCCAUCCUCUACACCAAGCACCGCCGCUUACAGAGCAGUUUCACCGCCUUUGCCAACAGCCACUACAGCUCCAGGCUAGGCUCGGCCAUCUUCUCCUCCGGGGAUGACCUAGGAGAGGACGAUGAAGAUGCUCCCAUGAUUACUGGAUUCUCAGACGAUGUCCCCAUGGUGAUAGCGUGAAGAGCUUUUCUCAUUAGAAACCAAAUGGUGUAAAUAUUUUAUUUGAUAAAGAUAGUUGAUGGUUUAUUUUAAAAGAUGCACUUUGAGUUGCAAUAUGUUAUUUUUAUAUGGGCCAAAACUACAAAAAAAAAAAAAAAGGAAGGAAUGAAUAAACUUUGUAGUAUCAACUGUGAACUUGAAACCAGGUUGAUUUUAGUAACAUUAUUUGAUUUGACAUUGAUGUCAUCUUACAGGGCUGUGCUUGCUGGGCAUGCUUUUAAGUCCAUGAGAUCAUUUUGCUUCAUUAAGUUGACCAUUAUUUUUGUUUUUCUAAGACACAGAAAUGUAUUUAAUAAAACCUUCAAGAGAGAGAAAUGGAUGGGGCACAAUCUCCUUGAAAACUGCUCAGACUUUCCAUCUCGUUUGGGUUUAGUUUACAUAAGUAUGUGGGUGUCUUGUGGGGGAAAGGCUCUGUGCUAUUGUUUUGUUAAUUUAUUGGGACUCUGUAUAAGGCCAUAUUUUAGUGGCUGUCUGAAACCCCAUGUGUGAAGGGCCCCUUGCCCAACAGGGUCGGGUGGAAAGCAGGAGCAAUCUGUUUUUAUUUGCUCCUGUGUCAGGGACAGGUCUUUGGCAGAAGAGAAUUCUAGGUUCCUGCUAGAUUCCAAUUCAACGGCCCUGUAGCCUGGGAAGCCCUGCAAGCCAUAGGCCCCUGUCUCCUAGGAAUCCGUGGGCUCUUACUGUGCAUGUCUCUGUACAAAGUGUACCUCUGGAAGCUGCCAAGUGAUAACACUGCUUUCUUAUACACUGGGAUCAUUGUCACUUGAAAAAAAAAAUUACUGUGGUUGUGGGAGAAAGUUCUAGAUCUGUGCCAUGAUAGAUAAUGCAUUGCAAAUGUAUGCCAUGUCUCCAUUUUAAAUUUGAGUUUUCCUUUUGUUUUUACUCACCACCAAAGAAUCCAAAUGUAAGAUUUUUAUAUUGGGUUUUAACCACUGACGCGUCCUCAAAAGUCCAUUCUGAUAUAUGCAGUCAUUUUGAAUUUGGUCUGUGCCUUCUCCGGAUCCCCUCCCUCUCCUCCUGCCUCCCUAGCCUGUGCCCCAACUAUCUGUAGAGAGUUUGUAGGUAUUGCCAGGGAUGGAGAUGAUCUAGACAUUUGACUAUUUGACUUCUCCAUCAGUUCAUUUGCUUUCUCUGUUAAACACCAUGAUUGUCUAAACAAGUCUCCACCCCUCGACCCCUUUGUAUCAUGUCAACGGUCACGUGAAAGUUCUGUGGACUCCCUUGUGGCCUCAACCCGUCCUUCAGCCUGACGUGUAGGCACUGAUGUCCAACCUGUCGUGACUUGUGCUGUAUGAACAACCUCGCCGAGGAUUUCCUCCCAGCGGAAAAGCAGCGAGCUCUGCGAAUAUCCCAAAGUUAUGCCUCUGAACAUGUUUUCUAUAUGCAAGUUUUGUGAAACCUGCCUCUUUCCCGUGCAAUGUGUCCCUCCUCACAAGUGCUUAGUUUCUUUUAACUAGCAGUAUCAUUCGUGGGUGGUAAUAGAGUCUCAGUUUACCCAGGGGUUGUUUGGAUAAUAAGAGCCAAUUUUUCUUAGGAUAUAUAUGUAUAUUUAAUGAGCAUUUUGACCUGUAGAUAUAUAGUGUGCCGUAUGGCUGUAGCUCCUGGUGUCAAAUGCUGGGAGUAAGGAGUCUUCUUACAAAUUAUGUUUCUCCUCUCACCUUCUUUUUCACUAUUUCUCCCCCAGACUGGAAUUUUCUCAGCUUUAUCUUGUCUUGCUUUGAAGUUUUGCUCAGCGUUCCUCCCUUCCUACCACUUCCACUUAAAGUCCUUUAAGUAGCUGAAGGAUUAACAGUCUGGUGGGAGGCAAGCCAUUGAAUUGAACCACUAGGAAAGUAUAUUUUCUUCUUUUCUUUUCCUGCCGAGUUUCAGGUGGCAUUUGUAGAAGCUGGUGUGAGAGGCGACGAGGCAUUAUUUUCUAUUACUCCUCAGUGAAGCCCCUUCACAGAGCAUAUGUCUCCGGCAGGCAAUGGGAGUUGUUGUCAAGCAUCAGACCCGGUCCCAGGGCCUCCCGAUGCUGAUCCGUAGUACUGUACAGGCCCACCGCCACCCCUCUCCUCGGAAGAUGCACUGUGCUGUUUGAAAACAUGUAGCCAUUUAAGGCUAGAGUAUUUUAUAUAAACAGAAGAGCUUAGGUCCUGAAGACCAAGGCAGAUAGAUGCAGCUAUGUGUAAAUUGUAUAUUUUUGUGAACCUCUCAAGCACGCACUCCUGUUUUCCCUCUGCUUUGUGGAGGUUUUGAUGUAUUCCUGUCAUCUGCAAGAGUCCAGAGGUUGGACUGACAAUAGGAAGUGAAAAUAAGCUACAUGUAGUCUUGGCAGUUCCCGCCUCACAGGGAAUGAAACAUAGGGAACACCAGCUACUAACUGAUUUUUCUCUUUUCUAUAUUAAAUACCCUUUGAGAUUUAUGGGGAAUGAGUCUAUGUGGAUUUAGUGACAGAGCAGAGUUCCUUUAAGGACUCUUGGAGAGGGGUCAACUGCUUGAUGCCUGGCAAGCUGGAGAGCUCAGCCUGCUGCCAGGCACCUGGCUGGCACCCUGACUUUGGGAGGAGCAGCUCUUGAGGCUGUACCUCUGAUUGCAUCACUGUAUGACUGCAAGCUGGCCGGGGACACUCCCUUGUGUUCUCUCCUAUCCACAUGGCCUGCUAGAUUGAAUUAUAUGCUCCAGUAUAUAGAACAGGCCCUUCAGAAGGCACUAGUUGUCUGGAAGUGAGCUGGGAAGGCCCGUGGUAUGUUGAGCCCCUUACAGGUAAGCACCAGUAUCUCUCUGAUGCACCUGCCUUCAGAUGCCCCUGGGGGUCAGCACAACUAGCAAGACCCCUAGUGCCCUGGUUCCAAACCCAUCUCAUGUGUUAGUCUCAUAAACAGGGCCAUGGUGAGUUCCCUAGAAUUCUCUUUCCUUCAGCAGAGAGGUGAGGGGUCCCCUCAGGAGAGACUCAGCCAUAUAUCUAAGUUGAAUCCCAUCCCCACCGUAGCAGUAAGAAUUGACUUUAAACUCUGCAAAAGCUUCCUUCUGUUGGGGAUUGUAUCUCCACAUUCCUGUCAUAUUUUUCUUAGCUGGAGUGUGUGCUGCCUUUCAGGUACAACUUUCGUGUAAUAAAAGCCAGAGCAUUAAGUUUAUAUAGACCACUUUCUAUGCAAGACUGAGAUACGGACUAGGUUCCAGGAAAUGUGCGCCGUUGGCUCCAUAGACAAGAAGCGCACUGUCAGAAUAGCAUCGCUGAGCGGAGCGGAGGGAGGACCAGUUGCAUGUGUUUCUGCCCACUCGUUUUGAGCAGCCAUGUUAUGAAUUUAACCAUCAGAGCUGAGUGACAACCCAAGAAUGGUACUGGUUUCCUGUGUAAUGACGUCGAUGGGCUGAGCAUGACUGCCAGGGCGGAGCAUCAUUACCCUCAGAUUCCAUGUCACUCCUCGUUUAAAGACUCUUGUUGAGACGUACUAAACACUUUAGGCAAAGUCAGAAGGAUCUGCAGCAAAAUAAAGGCCUGUUCUGCUCUUAUUUAAAGUGAAACACUGUGUACUUGUUUUUCUCCAAAGUAAAAUUAGGUUAUUUAUAACUUCAAUUGCCUCGGCUAGGUUUCCAAGUCACUGAUUUCUGCUGAAGAUUUUACUAUGUUGUUGCACAAUUUUAAGAUAAUUUUUUUUGUCUUGGUGUCAACCUUUUUCACUGAAUAAAAAUUUAACUGGGUUAAAAAAUAAAAUAAAGACACCGCCAUCACCUAUUUAAAUAUCCACUGUGUGUGUCGUAAAGUUGUUCCUUUGAGUGCAAUAAAGAUAGCUUAACACAGUC
Apodemus sylvaticus (European woodmouse) is the source of this 10707-nucleotide messenger RNA. It is a transcript of the gene Sorl1, whose product is annotated as sortilin related receptor 1. The transcript has 48 exons. Gene Ontology annotation, molecular function: protein binding. Gene Ontology annotation, cellular component: Golgi apparatus; membrane. Gene Ontology annotation, biological process: protein targeting to lysosome; post-Golgi vesicle-mediated transport; protein retention in Golgi apparatus. The record is from RefSeq and is a predicted model, not a curated record. Lineage: Eukaryota; Metazoa; Chordata; Mammalia; Rodentia; Muridae. Bases 238 to 6885 code for a protein of 2215 amino acids.